Alnus glutinosa is the source of this 786-nucleotide messenger RNA. RefSeq names its product F-box protein At3g07870-like. The transcript has a single exon. The record is from RefSeq and is a predicted model, not a curated record. NCBI's taxonomy places the organism in Eukaryota, Viridiplantae, Streptophyta, Magnoliopsida, Fagales, Betulaceae. Bases 1 to 786 code for a protein of 261 amino acids.
AUGACUGGAGAAUUUAUCAAACUUCCAGAAGCAAGCAAGGUUGAGAAACCUAGAGAAAAGAUUGAUUCUUGUCUGGGCUUCAGUCCAAGAACUAAACAAUAUAAGGUGAUAAGAAUUUUCACUCAACAGAUUUGUGAUCCCAUUAGUGGGAGGAAAGUGUAUGACGAUAAGGUGGCUGAGAUACACACACUUGGGACUAGAUCGUGGAGAAGUGUGGCAUGUGCUCCCUUCAUGCUAUAUGGAAUAAAAUUUCCCACCUACCUUAAUGGAGCAGUUCAUUGGUUUCGUCCUGAUUUCACGAAGGCGGAUUCCAAAAUUGUUUAUUUUGACGUUUAUAACGAGCAAUUCCAAUUAAUUCCAGCUCCCCCAGAUAAGUAUAAUAGAUAUGGUGGUAAGAAUAUAAAUCUCAUAAGCAUGGGUGUUUUAAAUGGUCAUCUCUGCAUAUGUGAUGCUGCUGAGUUUGGCCGUGUUUGCAUAUGGGCGAUGAAGAAGCAUGGGGUCCGAGAAUCUUGGAGUAAAGUGUUUUCUAUUGAUACUGAGACUGAACAACGAUGGCCUCAAGGUUUAUAUCAUCCAUUGAAGAAGUUUAAGAAUGGAGCAAUACUGAUGUACCAUGCUCGCAACUGCCUGCUCUAUUAUGACCCUUCAAGAAAAGAACACAAGUAUUUUAAGAUUCGUGGAAGUGAAUCAAGCUUUGAGGCAGUUGUUUGUAUUCCAAGCUUCAGUUCGCUCAAGGAUGCUGUGAUGGGAGACAAUGUAGAGGUGCUGAAUGUCAAAUCAAGGUAA